UUAAUGGUGUAAAUACGUAAUAACGUAAAUGUUAUUAGUGAAUUAUAUCAUUAAAAUUUUGCAAAUAAUGUAGUUUAUGAAUCGCAUUAUAUAAAUAUAUAAAUAUACAUAUUUAUUUUAAAUUUCAAUAAAUAUUUGCAAAUAAUUAUAGUUUAUCAUUUAUUAUUUUUAAUUUGUUUUGUUUGAAAAAUGGUUCAUUUAGAAGAAUAUAAAAAGGAAUUAGAAAAGAUUUAUCAAUGUGCACGUGAAAAUGAUAUUACAGAAACUGAAAUCAAUAGAAUUUUACAAAAUUCUUUUUAUAUUCUUGAAAAAAAAAACAAAAAAAUUAAUUUCCAUGUUAUAAAAAGUAUGGUUAUAAUAUUAUGUAUAAUAGUUAUAUGUUUUAUAUUUUUUGAUAAAAAGAUCUUAGCAAUAGUGUUAUUGAGAAAUUUGCAAAAUUCUAUUUAUCCAGGUUUAAAAUUAUUAAGACAAAUAGCAAUACCAAUAAUUCAACAUUAUCCUUCUUUAUCUGAAUUAUAUGAUGAAUGGUGCUUAUUAGAAAAUCCAUAUUUUUACGUAAAUGAUAUGGAUUGUUGGCCUUGUAGAGUUAUACAUUUUAUACCAGAUCUAAGUGGUCACCAUAUAUCUAGAUCAUUUAAUCCAGGAAUUCCUUAUAUAAAAACAGAAAAUUAUUCUCUAGUUCAUAUGGAAAAUAUACAACAAUUACUAUGGCAAAAUUCAGAAAUAUUUGAAAAAGAUGCUAUGAAAGUAUUAUCUAACAAUAUGACUUAUAGAAAUAUUCGUGAUAUUAUGGAAAAAAAGAUGGAUUUAAAUCCUUCUAAAAAUUUAAAUAAUCAUAUUUUGUGGAGAAUUAAUCGUAUGAGAGCAGGAAGAAUUUUAAGAAAAUUAUUUCCAAAACCUAUAGAUAUACCAAAUUGGUGGGAACAAAGUACAGAAAGAUUUAUUUUUUUUGAUGAAUCAAAAUCUCCAUCCUAUUCUUUACCAAAUCCUGAAUGUAGUAAUGUAAUGAUAAGAUGUACAACUGGUACAAGAUUGAUAAAAAUGAUAGCAAGUCCAGAAUGUUUUACAUCUUGCAAAUCUUUUAUAGUAUUAUUAUCUGCUGGAAAAACUUUAUGGUAUAAUUGGUGGUAUUGGCGGCCAAUCAGCCUUCCAGCUUUAAAUUCAACUAGUAUUACCAUUAGUUAUAUGACUUCAUUUUGCUGAAUUAUUUUUUCACAUUAGAUUAAUUUUUUAUAAUUAAUUUUAUUAUUAUAUUUUUAAAAAUGAUUAAAAACUGUCAUUAUACUAA
This is a messenger RNA of Apis mellifera (honey bee), 1288 nucleotides long. RefSeq lists its product as uncharacterized. Lineage: Eukaryota; Metazoa; Arthropoda; Insecta; Hymenoptera; Apidae. The coding region runs from base 190 to 1203 and encodes 337 amino acids. The record is from RefSeq and is a predicted model, not a curated record. The transcript is spliced from 5 exons.